This is a messenger RNA of Caenorhabditis remanei, 1356 nucleotides long. RefSeq lists its product as uncharacterized. The coding region runs from base 1 to 1356 and encodes 451 amino acids. Lineage: Eukaryota; Metazoa; Nematoda; Chromadorea; Rhabditida; Rhabditidae. Gene Ontology annotation, biological process: cell wall macromolecule catabolic process; chitin catabolic process. The record is from RefSeq and is a predicted model, not a curated record. The transcript has 4 exons. Gene Ontology annotation, molecular function: chitinase activity.
AUGAAAUUGCUUUUCCUUCUACUUUUCACACCUUAUGCAAUUUUAGGAGAAAGUCCAGAUUUCUGUCCCGAACAUCCAGUAUAUGGUAAAGAACCAGAAGAAGACUGCGCUCAACCAUCUGAUCCAAACGAACUUCCCAAAUCUCCACUUGAGAGAUGGUUUACAAAACAAAUCUUCGAUGACUUAUUUCCAAAAUCUAAUAUUGGAGUCGGUCCACAUCCAUGCUUGCCAUAUUCUUAUGAAUCUUUUGUGAUUGCUGCCCGAUACUUUCCUGAAUUUGGAGCAGCUCAUCCGAAUAAACAAUUCAAGGCAGAUGAGCAUCAUAAGAGAGAUGUGGCCGCAUUCUUUGCUCAUGCUCUUCAAGAAACUGGGGAGAAUGAUGCAAGUGUUUAUAACAACACCGACCUAACUCUCGAGCAAGCUCACGAAUGUUUCUAUCGUGGUGGAUUCUACAAUUGGUUUGAACGAGGACCCAACUCUUCAUUCCUUCUUCCAACUGCCCCCGGAUUCUCUCCAGCUGAUGGUAAACGAUGCACCGAAGAAGGAAGAUAUUGCAAGAGUGAUCCAAUAUUAGAUUUCUGGUAUCUGUGUAAUUCUGAUACCGAGACUCAUUCGGACACUGAUUAUCACAAAGGAUGCUACUUUGGUCGUGGUGCUCUUCAACUCUCAUGGAACUACAAUUACGGUCUAUUCCAACAAUUCUUAUUAACAAAAGGUGUAAAAGUGGAUCUAAUUGAGAAUCCAAAUCUUGUAAUGACUAAAAUGGAUCCCCCACUCGCAAUGAUGGCUUCACUGUGGUUUUACAUGACUCCCCAACCACCGAAACCUUCGAUGCAUCAAAUUGUGACAGGAGACUGGAAACCGUCAUCAAAGAAUCGGAGAGCCGGAUAUCAGGGAGCAAUUUUUGGUCCAACAAGUCUUAUAAUCAAUAAUGAAUGUGGAGGAGAAGACCCAGAUGAGCCAGGUGGUCCAGGAGAAUCCAGAAGGAUUAAAGCAUUCAAAUGGUUCUGUAAAUACUUCAAAGUUCCAGUUGGUUCCGAUAGAACUCUCAGUUGUAAAGGAAUGCUCGAUGGUUUCGAUGCAGUUCAACACAUGUAUUCGUGGCAUCCCGACUGGGGAAAUAUGUGGAAAUCACAAUCAUGUGACUGUGCUCCUGCUCCAUAUGGUGGUCCAUUACCAUAUUAUGAUCCAAAGAUCUAUCCUCACGAGUUCACAAAACAGAAUGAUAGGAAUCGAUUGAGAUGUGUGUACAGUAUGUACGAGAGUCCAGAAACAUUCCGAUUAGAUGAUGGAAAUUCGCCGUGUUUGAAGCAUAAACCGAAGAUUCGAUUGACGAAAACUGGAAUAAGAGGAUAG